Aspergillus melleus is the source of this 807-nucleotide messenger RNA. RefSeq lists its product as uncharacterized. The coding region runs from base 1 to 807 and encodes 268 amino acids. Lineage: Eukaryota; Fungi; Ascomycota; Eurotiomycetes; Eurotiales; Aspergillaceae. The record is from RefSeq and is a predicted model, not a curated record. Gene Ontology annotation, molecular function: oxidoreductase activity; copper ion binding. The transcript has 3 exons.
AUGGAUGUCCUCGUGGAGCCGUCUCAAAGCAAAGCCCACCAGUCUUCAUUGACAAUCCACUUAGACGAAGAAUGCUUCAAUUUGCCCAACCUAGCCCUAACCCCUACCCAAACAUUCCUUACAUCCUCCCUAGAUGAGAGAGACCACUAUCAUCCUCGUCCUCGUCCUCGUAUUCUAACCUCCGCCGAUGUCCCACCCCUCGACAUAUCUCGCAUUCCAUCUUCCCAAGAAGCCCUCUUCCACCUUUACACAUCCCGUGGCGUGAGCCCCCAAACCCACGUCGUCUACACGAAGGUCGAAAAACUGUCGAUAAAGCACAACAUCCCUUACGGAUUCUUCAACCGUACGAGCUGGGCUCCGCAGCGUGAUCCUCCACUCCCACUAUCCUUACUUCCGAAAGAGAAAUGGGACGAAAAUCAGUUCUCGAUCACUACGACAUCGGUGAACGAUAGCAAUGCCGACUCCGUUUGGGUAGAUCUAGUCGUGAAUAAUCUAGAUGAGGGAGGGCAUCCGUUUCACUUGCAUGGUCACCAUUUCUAUAUCCUCCGCGUCCAUGAAGCCUCGGUUGGAUGGGGCUCAUUCAAUCCGUUCGAAGCCAAGAACGCAAAUGGUCUAUCCGAUCAGGACCAGCACCCUGAUGGGUAUGAUUACUCGCGUGCAAUGCUCAGAGACACGGUAUAUAUUCCCCGACGGGGCCACGCAGUUAUACGCUUCCAAGCCAAGAACCCCGGCGUGUGGAUGUUUCAUUGCCAUAUUCUUUGGCAUUUAGCGAGUGGUAUGGCGAUGCUGGUACAUGUUGUGGAGUAA